Messenger RNA from Fusarium keratoplasticum, 1062 nucleotides. RefSeq lists its product as uncharacterized. Gene Ontology annotation, cellular component: membrane. The record is from RefSeq and is a predicted model, not a curated record. The coding region runs from base 1 to 1062 and encodes 353 amino acids. The transcript has 3 exons. Lineage: Eukaryota; Fungi; Ascomycota; Sordariomycetes; Hypocreales; Nectriaceae.
AUGUCCAACCACAGCUACAACUCUUGGCUGAAGACCAAGAAAAAGCCCGAGCUUGCCCAGCUCGCCCAGCAGUUUGGCCUGCAAGACAUCGCCGGUUCCAAAAAGGAUGACUUGGGUAUUGCCCUCGACACAUACCUCUCGGAAAACUCGUCGCGUUACCUCGCCGAUCCUGAGCUGGCGGGCUACUUUAACAGCCGCUCCAAGGCUCUCGGCUCGCCCGUCAAGAGAGAGGUGAUGCGCGACGAGGCCGACAAACCCCUCAAGGUCUCCCGCCGACGGACGACAAAGCUCUCUGAAGAGAUUACCCCUGAGAGCGACGAUGCUUCUCCCCAAGCCGCAUCUCCUCAAGCAGCUUCUCCCCAAGCUAUAUCGACGGCGCUCGUCGAGACCCCCGGCCGGGCUCUCUCUCAGGUCGCGGCGCGCAUCCCGCUGCCUGCCACACCGGCCGACGUGGCACUCGCGGUAGAUCGCUCGACCAGCGCCGUGCGCCAGCGCGUCUCGUCGAUGUAUGAGGAGAGCGGUAUCACCGAGGUCAGCCAUGCGACGCGCGACACUCUCAGCACUGUCACGAGCGUCCUCUUCUGCGUCGCCGCCUGGGAGCUGUGGAACGUCCGUCGCGAAGUUCUGAGUAAUAUUUACGCCUUCACCAUCCCCGCCAUCCAAUUCCUCGGCACCUCCGACUACCCUGUCUACGUCCCCGACAUGUUCUUGCUCCUCUCAUCCAGUUUCUGGUCCCCGACCUUGACCUGGAUCUUCACCAGCGUCGCCGUCCCCAGCUUCAUGGGCUACUUUUUCAACUUGAGCGCCACCAGCACGCCACCCACCCGCGGCCGCCUUCGCUCCAACACGGCCGAGUAUGUGGUGGACCCCUUGACCUUCAGCAUUGUCAAGGCCCUCAUCUCGUUUGUGGUCUACGGACAGGGCGUUAACUUUGGCGGUCUUCUCAACGAUAUGUCGAUUGUGCGCCUCAACAACGCCAUCUAUGGCGGCUACAAGGGAAUCUUGACUGGCACUGCCAUCACUGGUCUUAUGAGCAUCUACGACGCGGUUCUGAGGAAGUAG